This is a messenger RNA of Megalobrama amblycephala (Wuchang bream), 2218 nucleotides long. Its product is annotated as tissue alpha-L-fucosidase-like. The transcript has 8 exons. Gene Ontology annotation, cellular component: lysosome. Lineage: Eukaryota; Metazoa; Chordata; Actinopteri; Cypriniformes; Xenocyprididae. Gene Ontology annotation, molecular function: alpha-L-fucosidase activity. Gene Ontology annotation, biological process: fucose metabolic process; glycoside catabolic process. The record is from RefSeq and is a predicted model, not a curated record. Bases 151 to 1509 code for a protein of 452 amino acids.
CAAACUGGUUUUCUGCAUUUGCAUUAUGUUGAAUCAUAAGUUAUGUAGGCAGAAAUAUCUAGUGCGGAAAUCGGUGCAUGCUGACAUUCAUGCAUUAGGUUCACUUUUACUGAUCACAGUGCACGAGCUUCGCGUCUGUAAGUUAUCAUCAUGCAAGUGACUCUGAGUCAGAUAUCGCUGCUUCUUUGUUUACUGUCAUGCGCAUCAUCAGUCGGGGCUCGAUAUACACCAGAUUGGGCCAGUCUGGACUCCAGACCUCUGCCUGAGUGGUACGACGAGGUGAAGUUCGGGAUCUUCGUUCAUUGGGGGGUGUUUUCAGUGCCCGCGUUCGGCAGCGAGUGGUUCUGGUGGUACUGGAAGGGCGCACAUAGUAUUAAAUAUAUCCUGUUCAUGAUCAAAAACUACCCCCCUGGAUUCAGCUAUACGGACUUCGCACCUGAUUUCCACGCGCAGUUUUUUGAUCCUGAUGAGUGGGCUGAUAUCUUCGAAGCUUCAGGAGCAAAAUAUGUGGUCCUCACAUCGAAACACCACGAAGGCUUCACAAAUUGGGGGUCGCCAAAUUCCUGGAAUUGGAAUUCUGUUGAUAAUGGACCUCACAGGGAUCUUGUUGGAGAUUUAGGCGAGGCAGUAAGAAAGAGGUCUCUGCAUUAUGGACUCUACAACUCUCUGUAUGAAUGGUUCAAUCCCAUCUACCUGAGUGACAAGCAAGCUGGUUUCAAGACCCAGGAGUAUGUUGCAAAAAAAGUUUUGCCAGAACUCACCAAUUUGGUCAACAGGUACAAGCCAGACUUGAUUUGGUCAGAUGGGGACUGGGAAGCACCUGACACUUAUUGGAACUCUACAGAAUUCCUCGCCUGGCUCUACAACGACAGUCCAGUCAAAGAUGUGGUGGUGACCAAUGACAGAUGGGGGGCGGGCUGUUACUGCAAACAUGGAGGUUAUUACAACUGUGCGGACAAGUUCACUCCCGGACAGCUGCCUAAUCACAAGUGGGAGAAAUGCCAGUCAGUGGACACAUUAUCAUGGGGGUAUCGCCGAAAUAUGAAGCUAAGCGAACUGAUGGAUCUACCAAGAAUCAUAAAGGACCUGGUCUACACCGUGGCCUUAGGGGGGAAUUACCUGUUGAAUGUGGGACCCACAGCAGACGGCGUGAUCGCACCUGUCUUUGAGGAACGUCUCAGAGGAAUUGGAGCCUGGCUGAAGAUCAACGGUGAAGCCAUCUAUGCAACUAAACCUUGGAGAGUUCAAGCGGAGAAUGCUACUUCUCUUGUCUGGUAUACUUCAAAAAACACCAGCACUGUAUAUGCGAUCAUCACCGCCAAUCCCAUGCAAAACUUCUUUAAGCUUUCGAUGCCCAAAACCUCCAGCAGCACAGUGGUGACUUUGUUGGGGAACCCUGAGCCUUUGAAAUGGACUCCUCUACAAUCAACAGGACUGACUGUGCAGAUGCCUGAACUGCCUUUCACACCCGCUCAAGCCUGGACCCUCAAGCUGGACGGGGUGGCAUAAAGCCUUUAAAACCACUGGAGAUUUUAAUGAAAAUGGCAGGGAUGUGAUUUUUUUGUUGUUGUUGUAUAAAUAUAUAUAUUUAUACAGAUUUCUGUAUUUUCUUACUUGAGAAGUAUGACCCAUGUGAACUGCAAAAUGGUCAUGAUUAUUAAACAAACUGCAAAAUGCUGAAUUUUCAAAUACAUUUAUUACAGCCAGCGCUAAGUGAGAGUACAAAUUGUCAAUAGCAAGUAUACUGUAUGAAACUGUUACUCACCUGUUGGUGUGAUUUAUCAAAUCUAAAAGACUUUGAUUAAUUUAUAUAAAUAUGUAGUCUGAUGUACUACUCAAUGUUUCAGAGUGAAGCGACUUGUUUCGCAGUAAAUACUGCUCCACAUGAACUCCAUGUCUGCAAGUGCUGUGCAUUUGAAAACAUGCAACAACCAUCUUUGUGGAUUUAUAAUGAGAAUCGUUUAUAAAUCUGUUGUCAACAAAAGAGAAGCACUACUGUGGGUUUCUGCCUAAAGAAAAGCUUUGUGGUUUAUCUUUUGAAAGUAAAGAAACCAACAAAGCUAUAAAUAUUAGUAUUGUAAUUGUACUGUUCUGUAAAAUUAAAUAUUCAUUUUAUUUUACAGUACAAUAUUAUUGCAAUAUUAAUAUAUUUCCUUUUUUUGUCCACAUGCCUGGUUUUUGUAAUGCAUUUCUUUUAAUAAAGUUUUGUAUAAAUCAA